This is a messenger RNA of Rhinocladiella mackenziei CBS 650.93, 972 nucleotides long. RefSeq lists its product as uncharacterized. Bases 1 to 972 code for a protein of 323 amino acids. The record is from RefSeq and is a predicted model, not a curated record. Lineage: Eukaryota; Fungi; Ascomycota; Eurotiomycetes; Chaetothyriales; Herpotrichiellaceae. The transcript has a single exon. Gene Ontology annotation, molecular function: mRNA binding.
AUGUCAUAUCCGGCCCCUCCAGGUCUCUCAUCCUCUACCUCACAACCUCCUGCUUCUCUUCCGGCACGACCACCACCUUCAACAGUCAGUCCUGCUCCGCCGUUCAGACCUGCCUUGAGCGCUACCUCACCAAAUCCUGCCCUCACAGCAUUCGCACCACGUUCGGUAGCAACAGCAAACACCUAUCGGACAAGUAGUCCAGCACACUACGCUGCUACACCCGUCCCAUCAUACGGCACAGGCACACAACACCAACAAACCACUCAACCUCAAUAUGAUCCAACAUAUUCAGCUGCUCCACAAAUCCGCAAUCCUUUCGUCCCCACACCAGACACGUCGUCCUCGAACGCCUACCUCUCUGGCUACGAUGCGGAGUACGAAGCACAAGUACAACAAUGGCAAAGUGCCUACAUGAAUAAAGAGAAUGGCAAUGCAUCUUCGUCAAUAUCUAAAUCAGCAGGAGGACAUAACGCUUCAACUGGAUCUACAUCACGAAACGAACCUACGGCUCAAACCGAUAAUGUGCCGAAAACAGUACAUCGUUCUGGUGGAGGCAUGACAUGGACAGAUUCUACCCUCCUAGAAUGGGAUCCUGCACACUUCCGCAUUUUUGUUGGCAAUCUCGCCGGCGAAGUCACAGAUGACUCUCUCCUCAAAGCCUUCUCACAAUACCCCUCCGUUCAGAAAGCACGUGUGAUUCGUGACAAGCGAACGACGAAAUCUAAGGGUUACGGAUUCGUAAGUUUUGCCGAUGGGGACGAUUACUUCCGUGCCGCGAGAGAGCAGAAUGGAAAAUAUGUGGGAAGUCACCCGAUCGUGGUGAAGAAAGCUACAACUGACAUUCGACCAUCGACGGUAAAGCAGAACCACCAUAAAGGAAAGAGUGGGGCUGGUGGGCAUGGAAAAGUAGAACAUGGCGGAGUCCAUAAGAAAGGGCCCAAGACGAAAGGAGGACUAAAAGUCUUGGGAUGA